Eruca vesicaria subsp. sativa (arugula) is the source of this 354-nucleotide messenger RNA. The record is from the annotation of a GenBank genome assembly. NCBI's taxonomy places the organism in Eukaryota, Viridiplantae, Streptophyta, Magnoliopsida, Brassicales, Brassicaceae.
AUGGCAGGUAACAAGGAUCUCAAAAUGAAAGGUCAACUGAUGGAGGAAAAAGAAGAAACUGUGAAGGAGGCUUACCAGAGGGGUAGGUUCGAGAUCAUGCAGCAUUAUAGGGCUAUGAUGGUGAUGUAUCGUGACCAGACUAAAGCUAUUGAGGCAAGACACCAGGAUGAACUCAAUAAGGUUCGCAUUGAGGCGAAACUUGACUUGCUUGAAGAAUGUGAAGCUCUUUUUUCCAUGUACCAUGAAAAGAAGAAGACAGAGUUCAAACUGGUCCUUGCCGAAGCCAAACUUGAAGAUGUUCAGGUUUCUACUAUCGAUUGGUUCAAGCUGGGUGAGCCAAUGAUGUAUGACUGA